GGAUUAGUGUCUGUAUAUGAUAAUUAAGGCAAGAACAGGAAACCCUGUCUUCUGCCUCAUUAAAACGGAAAUACGGGAGAACUUGAUCUAGCUGAUAGUCUGUGGACGCAAUGUGUUGGGACAUCACUGUGCCACAAGGAGCGCUUAAAAUGAAAUUAUCUACAUUGUUUAAUGUUUUAAAGGGCUAUACACUCAGUAUAAUAUCCACAGCGUAAAAAAGCACCCACAUGCCUGUUAUUGGUACGAUACAAGUCUGUGUGAACUGUUUUGCGGAUUUAAUUGUCUGUGGAGUACAGCUUGGGGAUUCAGUCAUUAUUCAUCACAGCCAAAGAGCGAUGUUGUUCAAUGUUCCUUGCUGUAACCGGAUGUGGAUUUAACACAAUUAUACCAUGGCGCAUGCGUGUGAUGAACAGCGGAUGUCGUGCCAGAACAGCUACAAUGUGUCAUUUCAAACUCCCGGUCUAUACUCACCGAGUCUGAAGGAUGUGCAUUCGUUUAGGAAUCUCAGUCUGAGCUAUGAAUUUCCAAACUUCGGAGAUUUUUCUACUGUUAAGACCUUUAAAGACAAAAUGGCAUACAAUGCUGCAAAUUCAAGACGAGGCUCUGGGCCUGUGGCAAGCGCAUGGGUUGACCCACUGGCGUCAAGUGCGAAUCCAAUCAUACAGCAGACUCAUCCCAGCACGCCAAAAACUAGCACUCCAUUACCAGGGAGGACUGCAACCUCUAAACGACUGGCAGUUCGUUUCCAAAACAGCAGUUGUGUGACGUCAUCCGAUGACCCAGUUAUGACGUUCCUGCUGAAAAUUUUACAUCAGCUAGAGGAAGACAGAGAAGAGGAAAUGGUCCAAAGAAAGAAAGAACGUCGGCAAUGGAGGGAGAAAUGGAGACUGAGACAACUUACUGGUCGAGGGUCGGACACAGACUCGGAUGCGUCGAGCGACAAUGACCUUGACCUUUCCGUGUUCACGGUAGAGCAGUUCCAGCAGAUGAAGAUCAGAAUGGCCCAAGGUCACUCACUUGGACCGAACAUUAGAAAAGAUAUCUCAAAGACGAAUGGGAUAUCCAGUAUGGUUGAGAGGCUGAAGGACUUGACGAUGGCGGACAUCGACCAGCCAGAACAUGCCGCCUGGUUAUUUGACCAAGGCAACCACAAGACAGUGUGGUGCGUCGUUGCAGAUAUGUUGUUCUGUAUAUUCGAGAGCAAGACGUCAGAACGUCCCCAGGCCGUCGUGUUGUUGCCCGGAUGUUCCGUUCGAUCCCUUGUAUACAGCUCAGCGGCAACAAAACCCAACCAAGCUGCGUCCAAGACGAUAUCCGGUUUGGACAAGUACCAAAUAAUUUUGGAUGACUCGGGCACUCACAAGAAAUACCUGUUCAGCGUGCAGAAGAAAUCCGACCUACUUUGCUGGAUGGCGUAUCUCAAACCAGCCUCAAACUUGGAGAAUGAUGCACAAACCGAUGCAUCCAACGGUCCAAGGCGUCACUCCGUUAGUGGGCCCGUCCCUAUCCUGAAGGGGGAGGCACAGACUCAUGUCACGCCCAAAUAUGCUCCAUCCGCCAGAACCUCUGUCCGUACAUCUAAGUUGGUAAAGUCAGAAUCGUUUACGGACGGUGUACCAGUUGCGGGUGCAGAAACUUUACCAAGCCCUGAACGGGAAACUUCGAGUCCGAUCGCCGGGACAUCGCCUCCAAAAGACUCACUUGGAGACUUCCGAAGACGGUUGCGCCGGGAUACGGAACCAGAGAUAGUGAAAACGCUGCCGGUGAAGGCAACUCACUUUCAAAAGUCGUCGCCUAAACAAAAGAAAUCUAGUACCUUCAGGAAACUCAGAUCAUUCGGUAGUUUAGAUAGUUUGUUUAAAAAGAAGUCUCCAAAAGACACCGAUUCCACAGAUUCGAAUUCAUUAGACGACAAUGAUGGUGCGUCGUCUCUCUCCUCUUCUAUAGACUUUGUUGCUGCAGGUUUGAUCGAUUCCGGGCCCAAUACGGGCCUCGGUCGGCCACAGAGUCGGAAGCUAUCCCGGUCACUUGACUUUGGCAAAUCUGAAAAGGGAUUGAGUAAGGGCAUUAUGAGAACUGCUUCGGAUUUAAAGGACAAACUAAAACGCAACAAGCCAGAAAUUCCGGUGAUCCUGAAGGAUCUCCAGGAGAUACGUAUGAGUGGGUAUUUACAGCAGAAAUACCUUCUUAAAUGGCAUAAACUGUGGUGCGUUGUUUGUAGAGGGUGUAUGUUCGGGUUUAAGUCGAUGGCGCCGGAUGAAUCCGCAACAGUGGCAGUUGUUCUAAAUAAUUCAAAGGUGGAAUAUAUGCCAGAUCAAGAGAAAAGAUUCAAAAAAUCUUAUGUGUUCAAAGUCUCCCAUCAGAACCGGAAAAGUGUUUAUUUCAAUGCCGUCGACAACACCGAGCUCUCGAAUUGGCUUCAAUGUUUACAGAUGGAGGCUAGCAAGGUAAAAGUGGACAAAGUAGAUAAGUGCAAGGCCGAAUCAAAGUUAUUACGUGAUUACGAACACAUAGACGGAUACAGUAAUACGUCAUCAAUUACGUCAUCAUCCCAUUCACGAGCAGCAAAAGCAACAUCAGCACCACCAAAAAUCAAAUUUAGAUCAAGUGAAAAUAGUCCGUCGACAAAGGACGACAUACGAACUUCGCUCCCCAAUGGUCGCACAAAUGGCGACAGAGAACUAUCUGGUACUGACGCAGAUUUCUCGUCAUCAGCAGAGGAAUGGGGUUUAUCCUCGUUACCAAUAAUGCCGAGCAAGAACUCCUUUGGACUACCUGUCGAUGACUUCCCCGAACAUGAUCCUGCUUUAAAGGAAGUUUGGCAGAAAGACCGGAACUAUUUGUUUAACUUGGUGCGCGCCAAACUGAGAGGUUACCGGAAACGACGAGAAAGUGACGUCAGUGGGGAUAUCCCUGGUCCAAACAACGAGGGGUUGAUGGUAGUCAACGAAGACGUGCGUGUGACAAAUCGAGAACCUAAGUCGCGCAAUCUAAGAAGAACAAAAUCUGUAAGCGUCACUCCAUCAUCUUCUUCCGCUUCCGGUCAGGAGAACAAAAUUGCUGCCAUGGCGACAAAGGUAGACAACUCACCAGAAGCCUCACCGGCGUCACGGCGGAAGAAGCACAAAGCUCUGUUAGUUAAGAAAAUAGCUGCAAAAGAAAUUGAGGAGCCAGUCAUCACCGGGUACAUGGAGAGAAGAAAUAUCAGCGAACAAUGGCUCAGGUAUUGGUUUGUCCUGAAGGGGUCCUCGCUCUUCUGUUACCUCACCCCAGACGAUUCUAUCACCGUGGACCUGCUGGACGUCCGGGGGUACGGAGCCGAAUGUCUUGUCGACAGGUUCAGAGGGAAACGCUUCGUCCUUCACCUCACGCAUGAGGAGUACGUGUCGGUACAUCUGUCCAUCGACAACCGGGACGAUAUGGAGGAGUGGAAGGCAGCCAUACAGGAGGCGGCUGGGGAUUCCCCUAGUCCUCAGGCUGUGACGUCAGAGACAGUUAUUGUAGAGCCUACCUCGGUGACAGAUGGGUCUACAUACGAAGAUAAAUGUGUGUCGGUGAAACAGAAGCUUUUAAACGAGAUGUUACGUCAGAAACAUGAGUUAGAGAGGAAACAGGCAGCUCGACAGCGGCGUUCUCACGGAGUGGAGUCCCCCAACAAAGACCUCAGCUCGGUGGAGAAACAAAUCACCUACGCAACACACAUACGUCAGAGACGUCUGUCUACACAGAUCAAGAUGGAGACGAUAACUAAACAGCUACACAGCCAGACUACGUCAAGCAAGCGCUUUCCUUUCAGUUUCGGAGGCAAGAAAAAGACCAACAACCAAGACCACCUGAAAGGUCAGCUACAGGAACUGAACAACAAACUACAACAAAUCGACCUUGACCUUACAUCACACAUCAACAAAUCCACGUCCAAGACGGACUUAUUAGACAUGAACCAGAACCGGAAGUCCAACGGUAAUGGCGUUCAUGAACAUGAAUCACGUGUCAGUGAUGACGCCUCAUUUGCUGUCAGAUUACCACCCGGUAGCAGCAAUGGUACAAAAGAUGACAGUGAUAUGAAUAAAACAAACACUUUAAAAAACAGUGUUCAGAAACUAGCUCAGAAAACAUUUUCUAGAUCUGUCAAGUCAAAAAAAUCAAAGCGUUCUAAUGACGGUGAUGCAAUAACGAACGGGUACCUAUCAGACUCCAUGGUAAUAGACCGACAUCGGCACGGCCUGGAGAAUGGCGACCCUUCCACGGAGUACGACUCUGAGGACGGAACAGAAACUCACAAGGCGGACAGUCUCACCGACCUGACCACAACAAACACCUCUUUUACUAGUGAUGAUAAUGUGUUCGAUAACAAAUCUGACUCAGGCGGCACCAAGUUCAAAUCCAGGAAAAGCAAUUCUUCAUACUCAUCCAACUCAUCGACACAUUCACAGGCUUCCACGCCAAGGAAGGAGGUGGACCCCAACAUCAUGGCGGAAAUCGACGCUUUUGAGGAUUUCACGAAACAGAUAAUGGGAAUGAAGUUGUAAACAUCCUGAAGCCGACAUUGUGUCCCUAUUGUCAUGGUCCCAACGGAGGAUGUCCUUCACUUGUGGCAGUGUGAUAUAAUGUAAUCCUGACUACACCACAGCGUGGUAAUGUCCGGUAGUCUCAGAUACACCUUAUUACAUAUACUCUCGACCAGGACAAAAAGAAGCCAUUAAGCCUUCCGCGUUAGUUAGUGGUGAUUUGAUAGGUCGUGUUUUAAGUCACAUUGCCAGCCUGUUUACAGGAUUAGGAUACCAUGGACGCUUGUUUAUCUCGAUACGUCCGUAAGUCCGGAAACGUUAUUCCGUUCCAGUAUAUAAGCCUCACCAAUCAAUGUUACUGGAUGAUGGUGAACAGCCAGAUGUGAUUGACAUGAUGAUAUUAAGGUGGCAAAUGUGCGAAAGUGCGUCCAGAAACCAGAGCAAUAAUAACAGAAGUCGUGGGUAGGAAUCUGCCAAAACUCUCAGCAAAUAUACACCUGGACCUCAAGUUGAUUUACACUACUGAACAUAUGAUUGUCUACUAAUCAGUUUAAUGCUUUUAUGUACUCAUGCAAAAACAGACAGUUCAUUAAGGUAGUAUUCUACUUGUGACGUUGCGGGAGAGUUAUCUCCCUUAAAAUGUUUUAUGCCAUAAUAUAACAGUUCAGGUUUACCUCAUAUUGCCAAUGCAUGCAUUCCUGUGUAGCUGUAUAAAUAUCAUCAGUGAGUCAUGGCUACUCUAAAGCACAAGUGUAGUACGGAACUCUUUUGAGAGGGAGGUGCAUUUCACACUUAGGUUGCAUAUAUCCUUAAGUCGUACGGUUUUUAUCGUGCCUUUUGAACGACUGUUGUACAAUGACACUGUAAAAGACUGUAAGUGGUCACUGCUGGGGCUUUAUCAAGUCUCUAGGAGGAAAGGCAAAACGUGCAAUGUGAAUUCUACUGCAAACUUUUUUCAAUCGACAGAAUUAACAUAACUACUGAAGAUUGAUAAUGCAUAUGUGGACAAUGUACUGAAACACAGAUCAAUAAAAUAUUAUACUGUUA
Molecule: messenger RNA, 5555 nt
Organism: Mizuhopecten yessoensis (Yesso scallop)
Lineage: Eukaryota; Metazoa; Mollusca; Bivalvia; Pectinida; Pectinidae
Exons: 12
Coding region: 390-4529 (1379 amino acids)
Source: RefSeq, a predicted model, not a curated record